Molecule: messenger RNA, 2517 nt
Organism: Tympanuchus pallidicinctus (lesser prairie-chicken)
Lineage: Eukaryota; Metazoa; Chordata; Aves; Galliformes; Phasianidae
Gene: BTBD2
Product: BTB domain containing 2
Exons: 9
Coding region: 1-1737 (578 amino acids)
Biological process (GO): neurogenesis
Cellular component (GO): cytosol; P-body
Molecular function (GO): protein binding
Source: RefSeq, a predicted model, not a curated record
AUGCCGCGCUGCUGCCCGGCUCUGUGCAUCGCCCCCCGCCCCACCGCCGCCGCCACCGCCGCCGCCCCCCCCACGCCCCCCUCCUCCCCGCUCCCGCUCCCUCCCGCCGCCGUGUCCCGCCCGCCGCUCGUGGUUCUGCUGCUGUUGCAGCGCCGCCCCGCGCCGCGCCGCGCUCCGCACAAGAUGGCGGCCGGCGGGAGCGGCCCCGGGGGUCUGUCCUCGUCCUGCCCGCAACCCCCGCCGCCUCCCCCGGGCAACGGAGCUGCCUGCGCCGCAACCGCUGACGGAACGCCUUCGUCCCCUCCGGGGCUCACUUACAAUCAGUGCGGAGCUAACAAUCCGGCGGUUGGAGGAGGAGGAGGAGGAGGAGGAGGAGGCCCGGGAGUGGGGGCGGCCCCGGCGGGCGGCCCGGGCGGAGGGCUGCAGAGGGAACCGGUGUACAACUGGCAGGCGACCAAACCCACGGUGCAGGAACGAUUCGCUUUUCUGUUUAACAACGAGGUGUUGAGCGACGUGCACUUCCUGGUGGGGAAAGGCCGAGGGACGCAGCGCAUCCCGGCACACAGGUUUGUGCUGGCCGUGGGCAGCGCCGUCUUCGAUGCCAUGUUCAACGGUGGGAUGGCCACGACUUCCACAGAGAUCGAGCUGCCCGACGUGGAGCCUGCUGCCUUCCUGGCUCUGCUGAAGUUUCUUUAUUCAGAUGAAGUUCAGAUCGGACCAGAGACUGUUAUGACGACCCUUUACACAGCUAAAAAGUACGCAGUGCCAGCCCUGGAAGCUCACUGUGUGGAGUUCCUGAAGAAGAACCUCCGAGCAGACAACGCCUUCAUGCUGCUGACACAGGCGAGGCUGUUUGAUGAGCCUCAGCUGGCCAGCCUGUGCCUGGAGAACAUCGACAAGAACACAUCUGAUGCCAUCAACGCAGAGGGCUUCACUGACAUCGACCUCGACACGCUGGUAGCCGUGCUGGAGCGCGACACGCUGGGCAUCCGGGAGGUUCGUUUGUUCGGAGCCGUGGUUCGCUGGUCGGAGGCUGAGUGUCAGAGGCAGCAGCUGCAGGUGGUGCCUGAGAACAAGAGGAAGGUGCUGGGCAAAGCGCUGGCGCUCAUCCGCUUCCCACUGAUGACGAUUGAGGAGUUUGCAGCAGGGCCGGCCCAGUCGGGGAUCCUGACGGACCGGGAGGUGGUCAGCCUGUUCCUGCACUUCACCGUGAACCCCAAACCGCGCGUGGAGUUCAUCGACCGGCCGCGCUGCUGCCUGCGGGGGAAGGAGUGCAGCAUCAGCCGAUUCCAGCAGGUGGAGAGCCGCUGGGGGUACAGUGGGACUAGUGACAGGAUAAGGUUCUCGGUGAACAAACGCAUCUUCGUGGUUGGCUUUGGGUUGUACGGCUCCAUCCACGGCCCCACAGACUACCAGGUGAACAUCCAGAUCAUCCACACGGACAGUAACACGGUGCUGGGCCAGAACGACACGGGCUUCAGCUGCGACGGCUCCUCCAACACGUUCCGUGUGAUGUUCAAGGAGCCCGUGGAGGUUCUGCCCAACGUCAACUACACGGCGUGCGCUACUCUGAAGGGCCCCGAUUCUCACUACGGCACCAAAGGGCUGCGCAAGGUGAUCCACGAAUCGCCCACCAGCGGCGCCAAGACCUGCUUCACCUUCUGCUACGCGGCCGGGAACAACAACGGCACUUCGGUGGAGGACGGACAGAUCCCAGAGAUCAUCUUCUACACAUAGUGCCGCCGCGGGGCCACGGCGCCUUCGGCUCGGAGCCCGACGGAGCCCAGAAGCGCCGCACCGAACCCCACCGCCGCAGGGCUGCGGCCGCCCCUUCGUCCCCCACCCGCGGCCGUGCUGAGCGUCGGCGCUUCUCCGCCUGCAGGGAGCGCGGAGGUGAGCGGCGCCGCUGGGGGGGGCUGAGCGCCGCGGGACGGACGAUGGCGGUGGGGUCGGAGCGGAGCCGCGGAGCUCCGGUUCGGCGCUGCGGGGACGUCGCGGGAGCCCGCGGGGUGGGACGUUCCGCUGCGCUGAUGCCCGGCAGCCGCAGCGCGGGCCGCGGUCGGGAUCUCCACGCGGGGCGGCUCAGCACGGCCAGUACCGAAAUAACGCGACGAAAACCACGGCGGAAAAAGCGAGCGCGAUGGGUCCGCGCGUUAUUCGGCGUGCGGGGCUGCGGCGCCCGGCCCCGGCGCGGCUUCACGGCGCCUCUCCCCGCCGCUGCUCUGCGGUUUCUCUCCCCGUCGGCAGCCGUGAGCCGUUCCGCACGGAGAGGAGCCCCGCGUGGCUCAGCUGCUGUACGUGCAGGAAUGGCGCUCGCUGUCGGACUUCGCCCCUUUCCGAAAGUGUGAGGCGCUGCACCGCGUCACCCCCGAGCGGAGCUGGGGCCGCCCCCCCCCCCCCCCGGCGCCGCACUGAAUGUUAUCCGCUGCUCUGUCCCGUGUUCGCGCUCUGCUUUGGGCCGCGGCGCUGCGAUUUGUACAUAGGAGAUGAAUAAAGACCUUCGGUUGUCUUUAGGCA